AUGCGGUGGCUGCUGUCGGACGAUGUCCUCCCUGAUUGGUGGACCAGCCUGGACACCUCCCUGGACGAGGAGUGCACGGAGGGCCGUUUCUACGCGUGCUACUGGUACUACCUGGCACUGGCGUACGGGGUCAUAGCCCUCGUGGCCGCGACCCAGCUGAUCCGGAUCCAGCAGCGCGUGCCGGACUACGGUUGGACUACACAGAAGGUGUUCCACUUGCUCAAUUUCCUGUUCUGCGUGCUACGCUGCGUUUCAUUCGCCCUGUACACCCUCCUGGAGAAGCUGAAUGAGAAGAACGUGCACCAAGCCGUUGCCAAGCUCAUAGUCUUUGACCUGCCAGGCCUCCUAUUCUUCACGACCUUCACAUUGCUGGUCCUGUUCUGGGCUGAAAUUUACCACCAGGCCAGCAAUGUCGACACAAGGUUCCUGCGGCCGUACUUCAUUAAAGUGAAUGUCCUUGUGUAUGUCAUCGAGAUCAUCCUGUGGGGUCUGUCGGCAGUCAGUCUGUCUCAUGACUGGGCACGCUACGGCUCGGCAGGUUUCCUGACUGCUGUGUCACUGGGCGCUGUGGUGGGUUUCCUUGUCUACGGCUGCCGGCUGUUCUCCAUGUUGCGGCAGUUCCCCAUCGAGUCUCGAGGCAGGCAUAAGAAACUGCAGGAAGUCGGCCUCAUCACAGUGAUAUGCUCGGCCUGCUUUGCUGCCAGGGCGCUGCUGUCAGUGUUGUACAUCGUGGAUGACAGGGACUUCGACGUUGAUAUGAUGGGGAACGCCCUACUCAACAUCGUGUUUUAUGUGGUGUGCGAGAUCCUGGCAGCCGUGUUGGUGCUCAGCAUCCUACACCGGCUGCCACCCAAGCACAAAGCCCCCCGGCAAAGGACCACCCAGGGUACCGACUACCAGCCCAUUGGAGUAUCGGAGGACUAA
Ostreobium quekettii is the source of this 924-nucleotide messenger RNA. Lineage: Eukaryota; Viridiplantae; Chlorophyta; Ulvophyceae; Bryopsidales; Ostreobiaceae. The record is from the annotation of a GenBank genome assembly.